Paramecium pentaurelia is the source of this 481-nucleotide messenger RNA. The record is from the annotation of a GenBank genome assembly. NCBI's taxonomy places the organism in Eukaryota, Ciliophora, Oligohymenophorea, Peniculida, Parameciidae.
AUGAACAUUUUUAGUUGUCCUAAUGAAAAGGAAUACUCAAAUGAUAUUAGUUCUGAAAUUGAGAAAUCGUAGGUAAAAAAGGAACUUAGACCUCGAAAUAAUUUAUGCCCAGGUGUCUUUUAAGAAUAUAAACGAACUUACGUUAAAGUACCAUCUAAUUCAAAGGAAUAACUUGCUUAGUUGGUAUUCAUGGAAGGGUUUAAAAUCAAAGAUGUAUAAUACUGAAUUAAGUAUUAAAUAGGCUGCUAAACAAUUGAAUAUCAAAUACGCAACUGCUAAGACCAUAAUAUUUCAUAUGCGUAAAGAAAACAUAAAAAAAAUGAAUAUAAAUUCAAAAAACUGCAGAUAUACCUCAAUAUUGGAAAAUAGACUCUUAAAAUACAAAAUUAUUUCAACUCUUUCAAGUAGGAUCGUAUCAUCAUAGGAAUUUAUUGGUUAUUUUUAAGAAAAUGGUUAAGAUCAAGAAUUUAAAAUGAUAUGA